AUGGAGCUGAGGCGCUAUUCCCUGUAUAAGCUGCUCAAGUGGUACCUCACAACGAUCGGCAUGCAAGACGAGGCUAGCUUGCAGCAGCUUGUACAACACAUUACCCGCGGGGAUUUGUGGUCGAAGUACGUGGCCACGGUGAAGAAGGGUCAGGUCGAGCUGAAUGGAUCCAUCCAUUACACAACAGUCGAACAACUAGACGGCUCGUAUAUUGUGUCCUAUCUCAAGGACAGUCAAUGUGAAAACGUGUACAGUGUGCGUCUGCUGCAUCGUCGGUGGCAGCUGCAGCACCAUCCAUUGUACAAUGUAGCCUACAAUCGCGCGUGGAAUAUAUGCCCGGUGCCAACGCCAGUAUCGACAAUUCAAAUCGCAAACAUUCACGCAAACGUACACACGCCCACGGUGUUGACUCGGUCAUUCAUUGAAAUGGCUGUUCCGGAGGGGCAGAAGGAGCGCUACUCGCGCCUUCAAGAUCGCUUCAAAGAAGUCACAGCUGUUGCUGUUCGUACCGAUGCGUCGUAUAAGUACGCCAUGUUGUACUUGAACGAUCUCCUCAGCAAACUUUCAACUUGA
This is a messenger RNA of Aphanomyces astaci, 573 nucleotides long. RefSeq lists its product as hypothetical. NCBI's taxonomy places the organism in Eukaryota, Oomycota, Saprolegniomycetes, Saprolegniales, Verrucalvaceae. The record is from RefSeq and is a predicted model, not a curated record. The coding region runs from base 1 to 573 and encodes 190 amino acids. The transcript is spliced from 2 exons.